AUGGACAAAGAAUCUCCAGAGGAGCGUCUAAAUAAGGUAGAAAUUAAGCCAGUUGAGAAAGAGUGUCUCGAAAGAGUGUUCGAUCACUUAGUUACUAUUACUUAAAAUUAAAAACAUGAGGAUUUUAAGAAAAAAAUAAGCUCAGCUGAUCUCAUGAAAAAACUGCAAGAACUUGGAAGCAAACCCACAAAAGCAGAAGUAGACCUUAUGAUUUGGGAGGUAGAUGAUGAUCUUGACAAACACGUAAGCAAAGUAGAGUUUGAUAAGAUGUAUAAACGUUGCAUUUCAGAUGAAAGUGGUCUAGAACCCAGAAAACUUUACAACUUAGUUGUCUUCUUAAUGUUUGACAAAGCAUUUUAGGGAAAGGUCACAGUUGAAGAUACUCUACAGCUACUUUAUGUAAGAUAUAAAAGAGAUAGACUUGAUGAUGAAAUCAAAGCUAUUUUUGGAGAGAAUGAAAAGACUGAAGAGGGAAAUGAGAAAUUCAUUGAAUAUCAUGACUAUAUUGAAAAAAUUAAUCAUAGAGCUAUGGAGGAACGUAAAAAGCGUAAAGCUGCUCUUAAAGAAUAUUGGACUAAGAAGCAUGGACUUCCAACCAGUGAGCAUGAUGGCAGCAGAUAGUAUUGA
Stylonychia lemnae is the source of this 627-nucleotide messenger RNA. The record is from the annotation of a GenBank genome assembly. NCBI's taxonomy places the organism in Eukaryota, Ciliophora, Spirotrichea, Sporadotrichida, Oxytrichidae.